CUAUAUGUUUGGAUCGGAAUCUGCAGAACUGCAGCUUCGACCGCCACCGACAAGCUCUCUCUCACGAUGCACACUAAUUGUAAGUAGUUUGGAUAAACGGACACGUGGUUUUCUACAAGAAUGACACGCAGUCACAAAGGCAGCUUCUUCCUUAACUUUUCAUGAAACAAAGGGCUUCUUCUGCUAAGCUAACAUCUAUUCGGAUGAGGGAAGACAAUAAUACUGAGUAUGUUGGUUUGGAGGAUGGAGUCUCUCCCAAGUUACAGAGCUUUAAUAAAGUUUCAAUUCUACCCCUCGUUUUUCUGAUAUUUUAUGAGGUCUCUGGAGGACCUUUUGGUGUGGAAGAUAGUGUCCAGGCUGCUGGUCCUCUUUUAGCCUUGCUUGGCUUUCUAGUUUUCCCCUUGAUAUGGAGUUUACCAGAAGCCCUAAUAACUGCAGAAUUGGGUACGAUGUUCCCCGAGAAUGGAGGAUAUGUAGUUUGGGUUUCAUCAGCUUUAGGUCCUUACUGGGGAUUUCAGCAAGGGUGGAUGAAGUGGCUAAGUGGAGUUAUUGACAAUGCUCUGUAUCCUGUUUUGUUUCUAGAUUAUCUGAAAUCUGGUUUUCCGAUCUUGGCAGAAGGCAUCCCUCGGAUUAUAGCAGUUCUUGUUCUGACUUUAGCACUCACUUACAUGAACUACAGGGGCAUGACCAUAGUUGGAUGGGUUGCUAUAUUGUUAGGUGUGUUCUCUCUACUUCCUUUCUUGUUUAUGGGACUCAUAGCUAUUCCUAAAUUGAAGCCUUCAAGAUGGUUGGUGCUGGAUUUGAACAAUGUGGACUGGGGAUUGUACUUAAAUACUCUAUUUUGGAAUUUAAAUUAUUGGGAUUCAAUCAGUACUUUAGCUGGUGAGGUUGAAAAUUCUGGCCGAACACUCCCCAAGGCUCUAUUCUACGCUCUUAUAUUGGUCGUACUUGGAUACUUUUUCCCCCUUCUCAUUGGAACGGGAGCUGUUCCCCUUGAUCGUGAACUGUGGAGUGAUGGUUAUUUCUCCGACAUAGCAAAAAUUCUUGGUGGGGUAUGGUUGAGAUUUUGGAUUGAAGGAGCGUCGGCUCUAUCAAACAUGGGGAUGUUUGUGGCUGAGAUGAGCAGUGAUUCAUUUCAACUUCUUGGGAUGGCUGAACGCGGAAUGCUUCCUGCGUGUUUUGCCAAGAGGUCUUGCUAUGGAACUCCUCUUCUCGGGAUUUUGUUUUCCGCAUCAGGCGUGAUAUUGCUUUCAUGGCUAAGCUUUCAAGAGAUUGUUGCUGCGGAGAACUUUCUUUACUGUUUUGGAAUGAUAAUGGAAUUCAUAGCUUUCAUCAGGCUAAGAAUGGAGUACCCGGCAGCGUCUCGACCUUACAAGAUUCCCUUAGGUAUCACUGGAUCAAUUCUAUUGUGUAUUCCUCCAAGCAUUUUGAUAUUGGUGGUCCUGGCUAUGGCAUCUUUCAAAGUAAUGGUUCUUAGCCUCUUGGCCGUAGUUGUAGGGCUUGUUCUAGAGCCUUGUUUAAGGUACAGUGAGAAAAAAGGAUGGUUCAGAUUCUCCGUAAGUUCUGAUCUUAAAGACUGGGAUUACAAUAAUCACAGGCCUGUUGAGCCAUAAACUGAACAAUGGAACUUCUCUCUUGAUGGUGGUGUGAAUUUUUUUUUAUGUUUUGUUUUCUUUUAUUUUUGUACCGUAUAAAUGAAAAUUUUAAUUUGCUUUUAGCAUUAUGAUGGUUUUGUACUGGGCAAUUCUCAUUCGGACCGAGGUUCACGUACAGGAGCUCGGUUCAUAGGAGCCUCGCAAGCCUCUUACUAUUUGGGGUCGGGCUCGGCAAAUUGUGGGACCCACCCCCACCACUCUCUAAUCUGGCAAGACCCCACGUGGAUCAUUGUCCUUCUCAUAAUAAACUUUACAAGGUAUUUUUCUGCUAAUUUGUACAUUCAUUCUUCUCAAUCAGGGCCAGGGGGACACAUCCCCCCAAGAAACAGUGGCCCUGUUUUUCUAGCAUAUAAUUUGUAAUUGAGGUACGGACUCACCCGUGUAGAAGAUGAACCAUCGGGUAGAUUGAUACGACUAUUUCAAGAUUGAAACUA
Messenger RNA from Olea europaea var. sylvestris, 2089 nucleotides. RefSeq names its product probable polyamine transporter At1g31830. Gene Ontology annotation, molecular function: transmembrane transporter activity. NCBI's taxonomy places the organism in Eukaryota, Viridiplantae, Streptophyta, Magnoliopsida, Lamiales, Oleaceae. The record is from RefSeq and is a predicted model, not a curated record. The transcript has 2 exons. Bases 162 to 1613 code for a protein of 483 amino acids. Gene Ontology annotation, biological process: transmembrane transport. Gene Ontology annotation, cellular component: membrane.